Molecule: messenger RNA, 1557 nt
Organism: Pestalotiopsis fici W106-1
Lineage: Eukaryota; Fungi; Ascomycota; Sordariomycetes; Amphisphaeriales; Sporocadaceae
Exons: 4
Coding region: 1-1557 (518 amino acids)
Biological process (GO): positive regulation of transcription by RNA polymerase II
Cellular component (GO): nucleus
Molecular function (GO): DNA-binding transcription factor activity; transcription cis-regulatory region binding
Source: RefSeq, a predicted model, not a curated record
AUGCCAGAAAGGCGAAUUUCAUGGCAACCAGGCUUUACCCUCUCGAGGAAGCCGGCGAAACGACCGACGCGUCCCAGAAACAGGCAACAGCAGUUCGAGAUUGUCGUAGAGCAACCAGAGACCUUUCAUCGCCGCGCGAAAGGACAGCCCGCGACCACUACCUCCCAGUACCAGGAGCUAUUUCUUGGCGACUCUUCAAAGAGGCGUUCUGACCCUGAGACCCCGAAUAGGGCCUCCUCCAACGGUGUCGUUGAGCAUGACGGGCCUCCAGUCGACAAUGCACCCCCACACUCUUCCUGCGCUGUUGCUACGGAUAGCGCAGGGGAUGCUACCCGUCCAGGGCCAAGCACCACGCUAACAGCCCUAUCGGGCAUUAUACCGCCUACUGUAGAAUAUAGCGGCCUUGUGGAACGGUUCAGGCCCAUACUCACCAGAUAUAACUCGGAAUUCUGUACAAUUCCUCUGACAUUCAAACUGCGCAUCAAUCCAUUCCGCUAUCGCAUGGACCUGGACCCGGAACCUCUGUUUCUAGUCCACGCAGUGUGUGCCUUGGCAGGUCACCACGUCCAGAGCACGUCCAUGUUGACGCAUCGCCAUGCAGCCCUUCAGCUACUUCGCCACAGUCUGGAUACCUUGAGCGACAUUGAAGCCAUGUAUUCUGUGCUGGAUACCAUUGUGAUCUUAUUCUCACUAGAUGAAACUCAAUCUCUCUUGGGAACUUGGAGUAUACAUCUUCAGGGCGCGUAUCGUAUCGUCGAAUCCUGUGGUGGUAUCCAGAGAAUACCUCUGUCAUCCAGGCUUGAAACUCAGAUUGCAAUAUUAACUUGGUGGGACGCGAUCAUUGCUCUCCUAUCCAGAGAGGAAUGCAUAUUUCCUUACAAUUACUUUGAAUCCGUAUUGUCCAACCUGCACAAAAGAGAGUGGGACUUUUUUGGCCUGUGUGGCUGUCCGACAGCUAUCGUCAAGAUUGUGAUGCGCCUUGCACGCCUCAGCACAACCAACCAUCGAAUAUCUGUUGGACUGGAUUCCCCACCUGACGAUGACACGGUCAACGAGAUCAUUCAUUCCCUAGAGUCUUGGAGUCAUGUUUCCAACUUGACAAGUCUCCACGACGAAGAAAGCAUGCACGAAGAUAUCGACGCAAUGCAUUGUUCAGAAGCCUGGAGGGGUGGGUUGCUCCUAUAUAUAUUCAGAGUCUUUCAGUGGACGCCCGGCUCGACCGUUCCUAUGCAUAUCAUAUAUCGCGCAAGGACAGUAGUAGAUCAUGUCAUCGCAUGUCGCGAUACAGCAAUGUUAUCUCGACAAGCAUUGCUGCCGCUCGUCUUUGCAGGUUGCGAGCUACAGGAUAAGUCUACACGGACCGGCAUUGUAAGACUAAUAUCCGAUUGGGAUCAGAGGACCAGGUAUCACAUGUUUCGUGGCGCGAUUCCUAUCCUCGAAGAAGUUUGGGCUGAAUCAGACGAGAAGGGAUUAGAAAAUGUUUGGUGGGGUCAAAUCAUUGACAGACAACAAAGUUCCGAGGCGGAUACAUUGAAAUUGAGGAUCUGUUUUGGCUAA